Molecule: messenger RNA, 6869 nt
Organism: Ctenopharyngodon idella (grass carp)
Lineage: Eukaryota; Metazoa; Chordata; Actinopteri; Cypriniformes; Xenocyprididae
Gene: creb3l4
Product: cAMP responsive element binding protein 3-like 4
Exons: 10
Coding region: 136-1401 (421 amino acids)
Biological process (GO): regulation of transcription by RNA polymerase II
Cellular component (GO): nucleus
Molecular function (GO): DNA-binding transcription factor activity, RNA polymerase II-specific; RNA polymerase II cis-regulatory region sequence-specific DNA binding
Source: RefSeq, a predicted model, not a curated record
UGCUCUCCAGAGCCCCGCCCACACGCUGAACGCGGAUGUGAAUUACACUGAAUCAAAUGAACCAGAAGAUCCGGAUCCACAGCGAAAAAUAUCCGCGUAUGCCCGCAUAAUAAACCGAACACGCGUGUGUGAAGGAUGCAAGAAACCGAUAUUGUGUCCGGGGACGUCAUAUCCAACGAGCGAGAUGGCGCUGGCGGCGCUGAAGAGGCGGUGGAGAGCGGGCUGAUCCUGGACGAGUCCUGCUCUGGGAUCCUGUUCGCUGGUCUGGACAGACACACGGAGGACUGGAGCAUCGAGCCGCGCUGUAGUUUGAAUGACAGCGAAUCUGAGGAGGUUCUGAACGCCAUCAACCCAAACGAGAUGUACACGUCAGCGCUGUCCGAGAGCGACAGCGGCCUGUCUGAAGAUCAGUACUCAGACGAGCAGAACCACAGCGGCAGCCUGCAGCCGCCCGCUGUCUAUCAGGUGGUGUAUGACAUCAGCGGUGUGGGCGGAGUCAUCGCAGAGCAGCAGCCGCCACGUAUGGAUGUGAUCUCCAUAGAGCUGGACGAGUGGAGCUCUCAGAUGCUGCUGUCAGAGUCGUGUGUGGUCAACGAGCUGGUGUCAUCCGUGAAAGUGGAGAAUGUUUCUACUCAUGACAUGCAAAACAUGCAAAACCCCGACAGCUUUUUGGUUUAUCCUGAACUUCAGCUCACAGAGGAGGAACAAAAGCUCCUGGAUCAGGAGGGAAUUUCACUGCCCAAUAAUCUGCCCUUAACGAAGGCCGAGGAGAGAAUCCUGAAGAAAGUGAGACGGAAAAUCCGGAACAAACUCUCGGCACAGGACAGUCGCAGGAGGAAGAAGGAGUAUAUAGACGGUCUGGAGAGCAGGGUGGCAGCGUGUUCAGCUCAGAAUAAAGAGCUGCAGAGAACCGUCACCCAGCUGGAGAAACACAACAUGUCUCUUAUGGCGCAGCUGCAUAAACUGCAGGCGUUGAUCAAGCAAACGGCCACCAAAGCGGCGCAGACGAGCACAUGCAUCAUGAUUCUCAUCUUCUCUUUGGCUCUUCUCAUAUUCCCAAGUUACAGUCCGUUCAGCCGGAGUUCCCAGUCACUGGAGGACAGUUACGCUCCGUCCGGAGUCAUGUCCAGAAACAUCCUGAAUGACGCCGGCUCUCCUGCGCUCCUGGAGGACGCGGGGGAAGAUGAGCCGAUGGUUUCAGUGCCCACAGAACUCAAACUCUCAGACACAGACUGGGACUCUGACGGGCCGCAGCAGCCAGAAGAGGCUUUGAUUGGCGAGCAGAAGAACGGCACGGCUGCGACCGGAGCAGACGCAGACACGCUGUCUAUGGCUUUAACGGCUCCUGUAGCUGCAGGAAAUGCAGACGCAGCCAAACCGCCGCAUGCAGAUGAAAUGUGAGCGUUCCUGUUAGACGCGGGCAGAGGUUCAGCUCCGGGUGUGGCCGGCUCUGUUUGAGAAGCAUUUUCCUGAAACGCCAUUAUUUAUUCUCACUGAACUCAGACACAGGUGUGUUUGAGCAGCCAGUGUUCUCUUGCAUCAUCAUCAUUAUCAUCAUCAUCAUCAUCAUCAGAUGAUAAUCAUGUGCUUUAGUGUGUCCGGAAAUUAAUACAUAAUAAUGUUUGAUUGAGGGACAUUUCUGUUUGUACCUUAAAUUUGUUUAGUACUGAUUUGGUUGUCACUUGUGCUGCUUUUUAUGGAAACUUGUUUCUGCCACAGAAUAACAAAAUAAAAGUAGGUAAUUGCAACUUUUUAUCUCACAAUUCUGACCUUUUUUCACAAUUGCAAGUUUAUAUCUGUAUAAACUUUAUAUCUAACAAGUAUAUAUAGGAAAAAAAUCUGAAUUGUGAGAUAUAAACUUGAAUUGCGAGAUAAAGUCAGAAUUGUAAGAAACAUCAGAAUUGCAAGAUAUAAACUUCGAAAUGUAAAAAAAAAUCGGAAUUGCGAGAUAUAAACUCGGAAUUGCAAAAAAAAAUCCGAAUUGCAAAAAAAUCAGAAUUGUGAGAUAUAAAGUUCGAAUUACGGGAAAAAAAUCAGAAUUGCGAGAUACAAACUUCAAAUUGUGGGAAACAAAAUCAGAAUUGCGAGAUAUAAAUUUUGAAUUGUGAAAAAAACAGAAUUGCGAGAUAUAAACUUUGAAUUGCGGAAAAAAAAUCAGAAUUGUGAGAUAUAAACUUUGAAUUGUGAAAAAAUCAGAAUUGCGAGAUAUAAACUGAAUUGCAGAAAAAACAGAAUUGCGAGAUAUAAACUUCGAAUUGUGAAAAAAAAUUAGAAUUGCGAGAUAUAAACUUCGAAUUGCGAAAAAAAUCAGAAUUGCGAGAUAUAAACUUCGAAUUGCAGGAAAAAAAUCAGAAUUGCGAGAUAUAAACUUCGAAUUGUGAAAAAAAUUAGAAUUGCGAGAUAUAAACUUCGUAUUGCGAAAAAAUCAGAAUUGCGAGAUAUAAACUUCGAAUUGCAGGAAAAAAAUCAGAAUUGCGAGAUAUAAACUUCGAAUUGUGAAAAAAUCAGAAUUGUGAGAUAUAAACUGAAUUGCAGAAAAAACAGAAUUGCGAGAUAUAAACUUCGAAUUGUGAAAAAAAAUUAGAAUUGCAAGAUAUAAACUUCGAAUUGCGAAAAAAAUCAGAAUUGCGAGAUAUAAACUUUGAAUUGUGAAAAAAAUUAGAAUUGCGAGAUAUAAACUUCGUAUUGCGAAAAAAUCUGAAUUGUGAGAUAUAAACUUGAAUUGCGAGAUAAAGUCAGAAUUGUAAGAAACAUCAGAAUUGCAAGAUAUAAACUUCGAAAUGUAAAAAAAAAUCGGAAUUGCGAGAUAUAAACUAGGAAUUGCAAAAAAAAAUCCGAAUUGCAAAAAAAUCAGAAUUGUGAGAUAUAAAGUUCGAAUUACGGGAAAAAAAUCAGAAUUGCGAGAUACAAACUUCAAAUUGUGGGAAACAAAAUCAGAAUUGCAAGAUAUAAAUUUUGAAUUGUGAAAAAAACAGAAUUGCGAGAUAUAAACUUCGAAUUGCGGAAAAAAAAUCAGAAUUGUGAGAUAUAAACUUUGAAUUGUGAAAAAAUCAGAAUUGCGAGAUAUAAACUGAAUUGCAGAAAAAACAGAAUUGCGAGAUAUAAACUUCGAAUUGUGAAAAAAAAUUAGAAUUGCGAGAUAUAAACUUCGAAUUGCGAAAAAAAUCAGAAUUGCGAGAUAUAAACUUCGAAUUGCAGGAAAAAAAUCAGAAUUGCGAGAUAUAAACUUCGAAUUGCAGGAAAAAAAUCAGAAUUGCGAGAUAUAAACUUCGAAUUGUGAAAAAAUCAGAAUUGUGAGAUAUAAACUGAAUUGCAGAAAAAACAGAAUUGUGAGAUAUAAACUUCGAAUUGUGAAAAAAAAUUAGAAUUGCGAGAUAUAAACUUCGAAUUGCGAAAAAAAUCAGAAUUGCGAGAUAUAAACUUCGAAUUGCAGGAAAAAAAUCAGAAUUGCGAGAUAUAAACUUCGAAUUGUGAAAAAAAUUAGAAUUGCGAGAUAUAAACUUCGAAUUGUGAAAAAAUCAGAAUUGUGAGAUAUAAACUGAAUUGCAGAAAAAACAGAAUUGCGAGAUAUAAACCGAAUUGUGAAAAAAAAAAUUAGAAUUGCAAGAUAUAAACUUCGAAUUGCGAAAAAAAUCAGAAUUGCGAGAUAUAAACUUCGAAUUGCAGGAAAAAAAUCAGAAUUGCGAGAUAUAAACUUCGAAUUGUGAAAAAAUCAGAAUUGUGAGAUAUAAACUGAAUUGCAGAAAAAACAGAAUUGCGAGAUAUAAACUUCGAAUUGUGAAAAAAAAUUAGAAUUGCGAGAUAUAAACUUCGAAUUGCGAAAAAAAUCAGAAUUGCGAGAUAUAAACUUCGAAUUGCAGGAAAAAAAUCAGAAUUGCGAGAUAUAAACUUCGAAUUGUGAAAAAAAAUUAGAAUUGCGAGAUAUAAACUUCGUAUUGCGAAAAAAUCAGAAUUGCGAGAUAUAAACUUCGAAUUGCAGGAAAAAAAUCAGAAUUGCGAGAUAUAAACUUCGAAUUGUGAAAAAAUCAGAAUUGUGAGAUAUAAACUGAAUUGCAGAAAAAACAGAAUUGCGAGAUAUAAACUUCGAAUUGUGAAAAAAAAUUAGAAUUGCAAGAUAUAAACUUCGAAUUGCGAAAAAAAUCAGAAUUGCGAGAUAUAAACUUUGAAUUGUGAAAAAAAUUAGAAUUGCGAGAUAUAAACUUCGUAUUGCGAAAAAAUCAGAAUUGCGAGAUAUAAACUUCGAAUUGCGAAAAAAAUCAGAAUUGCGAGAUAUAAACUUCGAAUUGCGAAAAAAAUCAGAAUUGUGAGAUAUAAACUUCAAAUUGUGAAAAAAAAUUAGAAUUGCGAGAUAUAAACUUCGUAUUGCGAAAAAAUCAGAAUUGCGAGAUAUAAACUUCGAAUUGCAGGAAAAAAAUCAGAAUUGCGAGAUAUAAACUUCGAAUUGUGAAAAAAUCAGAAUUGUGAGAUAUAAACUGAAUUGCAGAAAAAACAGAAUUGCGAGAUAUAAACUUCGAAUUGUGAAAAAAAAUUAGAAUUGCAAGAUAUAAACUUCGAAUUGCGAAAAAAAUCAGAAUUGCGAGAUAUAAACUUUGAAUUGUGAAAAAAAUUAGAAUUGCGAGAUAUAAACUUCGUAUUGCGAAAAAAUCUGAAUUGUGAGAUAUAAACUUGAAUUGCGAGAUAAAGUCAGAAUUGUAAGAAACAUCAGAAUUGCAAGAUAUAAACUUCGAAAUGUAAAAAAAAAUCGGAAUUGCGAGAUAUAAACUCGGAAUUGCAAAAAAAAAUCCGAAUUGCAAAAAAAUCAGAAUUGUGAGAUAUAAAGUUCGAAUUACGGGAAAAAAAUCAGAAUUGCGAGAUACAAACUUCAAAUUGUGGGAAACAAAAUCAGAAUUGCAAGAUAUAAAUUUUGAAUUGUGAAAAAAACAGAAUUGCGAGAUAUAAACUUCGAAUUGCGGAAAAAAAAUCAGAAUUGUGAGAUAUAAACUUUGAAUUGUGAAAAAAUCAGAAUUGCGAGAUAUAAACUGAAUUGCAGAAAAAACAGAAUUGCGAGAUAUAAACUUCGAAUUGUGAAAAAAAAUUAGAAUUGCGAGAUAUAAACUUCGAAUUGCGAAAAAAAUCAGAAUUGCGAGAUAUAAACUUCGAAUUGCAGGAAAAAAAUCAGAAUUGCGAGAUAUAAACUUCGAAUUGCAGGAAAAAAAUCAGAAUUGCGAGAUAUAAACUUCGAAUUGUGAAAAAAUCAGAAUUGUGAGAUAUAAACUGAAUUGCAGAAAAAACAGAAUUGUGAGAUAUAAACUUCGAAUUGUGAAAAAAAAUUAGAAUUGCGAGAUAUAAACUUCGAAUUGCGAAAAAAAUCAGAAUUGCGAGAUAUAAACUUCGAAUUGCAGGAAAAAAAUCAGAAUUGCGAGAUAUAAACUUCGAAUUGUGAAAAAAAUUAGAAUUGCGAGAUAUAAACUUCGAAUUGUGAAAAAAUCAGAAUUGUGAGAUAUAAACUGAAUUGCAGAAAAAACAGAAUUGCGAGAUAUAAACCGAAUUGUGAAAAAAAAAAUUAGAAUUGCAAGAUAUAAACUUCGAAUUGCGAAAAAAAUCAGAAUUGCGAGAUAUAAACUUCGAAUUGCAGGAAAAAAAUCAGAAUUGCGAGAUAUAAACUUCGAAUUGUGAAAAAAUCAGAAUUGUGAGAUAUAAACUGAAUUGCAGAAAAAACAGAAUUGCGAGAUAUAAACUUCGAAUUGUGAAAAAAAAUUAGAAUUGCGAGAUAUAAACUUCGAAUUGCGAAAAAAAUCAGAAUUGCGAGAUAUAAACUUCGAAUUGCAGGAAAAAAAUCAGAAUUGCGAGAUAUAAACUUCGAAUUGUGAAAAAAAAUUAGAAUUGCGAGAUAUAAACUUCGUAUUGCGAAAAAAUCAGAAUUGCGAGAUAUAAACUUCGAAUUGCAGGAAAAAAAUCAGAAUUGCGAGAUAUAAACUUCGAAUUGUGAAAAAAUCAGAAUUGUGAGAUAUAAACUGAAUUGCAGAAAAAACAGAAUUGCGAGAUAUAAACUUCGAAUUGUGAAAAAAAAUUAGAAUUGCAAGAUAUAAACUUCGAAUUGCGAAAAAAAUCAGAAUUGCGAGAUAUAAACUUUGAAUUGUGAAAAAAAUUAGAAUUGCGAGAUAUAAACUUCGUAUUGCGAAAAAAUCAGAAUUGCGAGAUAUAAACUUCGAAUUGCGAAAAAAAUCAGAAUUGCGAGAUAUAAACUUCGAAUUGUGAAAAAAAAUUAGAAUUGUAAGAUAUAAACUUCGAAUAAUGAAAAAAUCAGAAUUGUGAGAUAUAAACUUCGAAUUGUGAAAAAAAUUUGAAUUGUAAGAUGAUAACUUCGAAUUGCGAAAAAAUCAGAGUUGCGAGAUAAAAAGUCGCAAUUACCUUUAUUUUUUUAUUCUGUGGCUGAAACAAGCUUCCAUAGAUUUUACACUGGCACAAAAAACUUUUAUUUUUAAUCACAUGAUCUGACACGGAUCAGAUGUGGUUGCGCCGGUGUUAACAGAAGAAACUACAGGAGAGGGUUUUUCUGUCCAUCUGAUCCUCUUCCAGAUGUGGUUUAAAACCCGCUACAGAUCUGAUCUACGUCUGAACACUGGAAUCCAGACAGUCUUUAUGAAGCAGAUUCACACUAAACCUCAAAGCUGCUCUUACGCUUUUGCUUCUUAUAAUUAUCUGAAAAGAUGAAUCCAGACGAGGCGGUUCAGAACCGAGCUUAAUGUCAACAGACAUCAGAUCUGAGAUCAUUCAAAGACUUCGGCUUGUAGAAUAUCCAUGUUUAUUGCUUCAGAUUGUCUGAGGAUGGAAUGGAUUGGGUCUUUUCUUAUUUUAUUGUCUUCUGAAUAAAAGUUACAUUCAUAAUA